Molecule: messenger RNA, 10890 nt
Organism: Chrysochloris asiatica (Cape golden mole)
Lineage: Eukaryota; Metazoa; Chordata; Mammalia; Afrosoricida; Chrysochloridae
Gene: SPEN
Product: spen family transcriptional repressor
Exons: 15
Coding region: 1-10890 (3629 amino acids)
Biological process (GO): regulation of transcription by RNA polymerase II
Cellular component (GO): nucleus
Molecular function (GO): mRNA binding
Source: RefSeq, a predicted model, not a curated record
AUGGUCCGGGAAACCAGGCACCUCUGGGUGGGCAACUUACCGGAGAAUGUGCGGGAAGAGAAGAUCAUCGAGCAUUUCAAACGAUAUGGACGCGUGGAAAGUGUCAAAAUUCUCCCCAAGAGGGGAUCUGAAGGAGGAGUGGCUGCCUUUGUGGAUUUUGUGGACAUCAAAAGUGCACAGAAAGCUCACAACUCGAUCAACAAAAUGGGAGAUAGAGACCUACGCACGGAUUAUAAUGAACCAGGCACCAUUCCGAGUGCUGCUCGGGGAUUGGAUGAUACAGUUUCCAUAGCAUCUCGUAGUAGAGAGGUUUCUGGGUUCAGAGGAGGUGGUGGAGGGCCUGCUUAUGGUCCUCCACCAUCACUUCAUGCACGAGAAGGACGUUAUGAGCGGAGACUUGAUGGGGCUUCAGAUAACAGGGAGCGUGCUUAUGAACAUAGUGCCUAUGGACACCAUGAACGGGGGACGGGAGGAUUUGAUCGGACAAGACAUUACGAUCAGGAUUACUAUAGAGAUCCUCGAGAGCGGACUUUACAACAUGGGCUCUAUUAUACUUCUCGGAGUCGAAGUCCAAACCGCUUUGAUGCUCAUGACCCCCGAUACGAACCUAGGGCUCGGGAACAGUUUACACUGCCCAGUGUGGUACACAGGGAUAUCUACAGGGAUGAUAUUACCCGGGAGGUACGAGGCAGAAGGCCAGACCGGAAUUACCAGCACAGCAGGAGUCGGUCACCACAUUCAUCCCAAUCUAGGAAUCAGUCUCCUCAGAGACUGGCUAGCCAAGCGUCUAGACCCACAAGGUCCCCUAGCGACAGCGGCUCUAGAAGUAGAUCCUCCAGUAGUGACUCAGUCAGCAGCAGCAGUAGUACCAGCAGUGACAGCAGUGAUUCCAGCAGUACUUCAAGUGAUGACUCUCCAGCCCGGUCAGUUCAAUCUGCAGCAGUCCCAGCCCCCACUUCCCAGUUGCUUUCAUCUCUGGAAAAAGAUGAACCCCGUAAAAGUUUUGGGAUCAAGGUUCAGAAUCUUCCAGUACGCUCCACAGAUACAAGCCUUAAGGAUGGUCUUUUCCAUGAAUUUAAGAAAUUUGGAAAGGUGACUUCAGUGCAGAUACAUGGCACUUCAGAAGAGAGGUAUGGUCUGGUAUUCUUUCGACAGCAAGAGGACCAAGAAAAAGCACUGACUGCAUCAAAAGGAAAGCUUUUCUUUGGGAUGCAGAUUGAAGUGACUGCAUGGAUAGGGCCAGAAACAGAAAGUGAGAAUGAAUUUCGCCCCUUAGAUGAAAGGAUAGAUGAAUUUCACCCUAAAGCAACAAGAACACUCUUUAUUGGCAACCUUGAAAAAACCACUACUUAUCAUGACCUUCGCAACAUCUUCCAGCGCUUUGGGGAAAUUGUGGAUAUUGAUAUUAAGAAAGUCAAUGGAGUUCCUCAGUAUGCAUUCUUACAAUACUGUGAUAUUGCCAGCGUUUGUAAGGCUAUCAAGAAGAUGGAUGGGGAGUACCUUGGAAAUAACCGCCUCAAGCUGGGUUUUGGAAAGAGCAUGCCUACAAACUGCGUGUGGUUAGAUGGGCUUUCUUCAAACGUGUCGGAUCAGUAUUUAACACGACAUUUCUGCCGAUAUGGAUCCGUGGUAAAGGUGGUGUUUGACCGCUUAAAAGGCAUGGCCCUCGUUCUCUACAGUGAAAUUGAAUAUGCACAAACAGCUGUAAAAGAGACCAAGGGGAGGAAAAUCGGUGGGAAUAAAAUUAAGGUGGAUUUUGCAAAUCGGGAAAGUCAGUUGGCAUUUUAUCACUGCAUGGAGAAAUCUGGUCAAGAUAUUAGAGACUUUUAUGAAAUGUUAGCAGAAAGAAGAGAAGAGCGAAGGGCAUCCUAUGACUAUAACCAGGAUCGUACAUAUUAUGAGAAUGUCCGUACUCCAGGUACAUAUCCUGAGGAUUCCAGACGGGACUAUCCAACUCGAGGGAGAGAAUUUUAUUCAGAAUGGGAAACUUACCAAGGAGAUUACUAUGAAUCACGCUACUAUGAUGACCCUCGGGAAUACAGGGAUUACAGAACUGAUCCAUAUGAACAAGAUAUUCGGGAAUACAGUUACAGGCAAAGAGAAAGAGAGCGGGAAAGGUUUGAGUCUGACCGGGACAGAGACCAUGAGAGGAGGCCAAUUGAACGAAGUCAGAGUCCAGUCCACUUGCGACGUCCACAGAGUCCCGGAGCAUCUCCCUCACAGUCAGAGAGGCUGCCCAGUGAUUCUGAGAGGAGGAUGUAUAGUCAGUCCUCAGACCGCAGUGGAAGCUGUAGCUCACUGUCCCCUCCAAGAUAUGAUAAAGUUGACAAACCUCGUCUGGAACGCUAUACAAAAAAUGAAAAGACAGAUAAAGAACGAACUUUUGAUCAUCCUGAGAGAGGGGAGAGAGAGAGACGCUUAGUAAGAAAGGAAAAAGUAGAAAAGGACAAAACUGAUAAGCAGAAAAGAAAAGGAAAAAUUCAUUCCCCUAGUUCUCAGUCUUCAGAAACAGACCAAGAAAAUGAGAGAGAACUGAGCCCUGAAAAACCAAGAAGCUCUAAUAAACUGAGCAGAGAGAAAGCUGACAAAGAGGGACUAUCAAAAAACCGCCUCGAGCUCAUGCCUUGUGUGGUUUUAACUCGGGUGAAAGAAAAAGAGGGGAAGGUUAUUGACCACACUGCUUUUGAAAAGUUGAAAACCAAGCUUGAUAGCGACACCGUAAAGCUGUCUGUCCUCGAUUCAAAACUACAGGCUUCUCAAACUGAGCCUGUGAAGUCUGACCUGUCUAAACUGGAAUCUGUUCGAAUGAAAGUGCCAAAGGAAAAGGGCCUUUCGAGCCACAUAGAAGUGGUAGAUAAAGAAGGCAGGCUUAAGACCAGGAAGCACCUAAAACCAGAGCAGACUGCUGACGGGGUCAAUACUGUGGAUCUGGAGAAAUUGGAAGCUAGGAAACGACGUUUUGCAGAUUCAAAUUUGAAAGCAGAACGGCAGAAAGCAGAAGUCAAGAAAAGCAAUCUUGAGAUGGAGGAGGCAAGGGUCCCUUUGAAAAAGCAGCAUGACCUCUCUAGAGAUGUCAUUCUGCUAAGGGAAGGUGAGUUGGAAAGAAAGCCUGGGAGAAAAGAAAUUCUUAAAAGAGAAUCCAAGAAAACCAAACUGGAUAGACUUAAUACUGUUCCCAGCCCCAAAGACUGUCAGGAGCUUGCCAGUAUUGCUGUUGGGGUUGGCUCAAGGCCCAACUCAGACCUACAAGCAAGGCUGGGGGAACCGGUAGGUGAAUCUUUGGAAAAUCAGGAAAUCCAGUCCAAAAAAUCCACUUCCUCAAAACCACAGCUCAAACAGCUCCAGCUAUUAGAUGACCAAGGAGCGGAGAGAGAGGAUAUUAGGAAAAACUACUGCCAUCUUCGUGAUGAGGCACCUGAACGUAAAUCAGUCCAAGAGAAACCACACUCAGUAAAUGCUGAGGAAAAACUUGGCAUUGAUAUUGAUCACACACAGAGUUACCGAAAACAAAUGGAGCAGAGUCGUAGAAAACAGCAGCUGGAGAUGGAAAUAGCCAAGUCUGAGAAGUUUGGCAGCCCUAAAAAAGAUGUAGAUGAAUAUGAAAGGCGUAGCCUUGUUCAUGAGGUGGGCAAACCCCCUCAAGAUGUCACCGAUGACUCUCCUCCUAGCAAAAAGAAAAGAAUGGAUCAUGUUGAUUUUGAUAUCUGUAGCAAAAGAGAGAGAAAUUACAGAAGUUCACGCCAAAUCAGUGAAGAGUCUGAAAGGACUGGUUGUUCUCCCAGCAUCCGGCAUGGCUCCUUCCAUGAAGAUGAUGACCUCCUCAGCUCCCCUAGGCUAAUGUCAGUAAAAGGGUCCCCUAAAGUAGAUGAAAAAGGUCUCCCCUAUUCUAAUAUAACAGUUAGGGAAGAGUCUCUAAAAUUUAACCCCUAUGACUCUAGCAGGAGAGAACAGAUGGCAGACAUGGCCAAGAUCAAGCUAUCUGUCUUGAAUUCUGAAGAUGAACUAAAUCGUUGGGACUCUCAAAUGAAACAAGAUGUUGGUAGAUUUGAUGUGAGUUUCCCAAACAGCAUAAUUAAGAGAGACAGCCUGCGAAAGAGGUCUGUACGAGACUUGGAACCUGGUGAGGUGCCUUCUGAUUCUGAUGAAGACAGUGAGCAUAGAUCCCAUUCACCCAGAGUGUCUGCAUUAUAUGAAAGCUCCCGAUUGUCUUUUUCUUUGAGGGACAGAGAAGACAGACUACGUGAGCGAGAUGAAAGACUCUCCAGUUCUUUAGAAAGGAACAAAUUCUAUUCUUUUGCAUUGGAUAAGACAAUCACACCAGACACUAAAGCUUUGCUUGAGCGAGCCAAGUCCCUCUCUUCAUCUCGAGAAGAAAAUUGGUCUUUUCUUGAUUGGGACUCUCGAUUUGCUAAUUUUCGAAACAACAAAGAUAAAGAAAAGGUGGACUCUGCUCCAAGACCUAUUCCAUCCUGGUACAUGAAAAAGAAGAAAAUUAGAACUGAUUCUGAAGGGAAAAUGGAUGAUAAGAAAGAUGACCAUAAAGAAGAAGAGCAAGAAAGGCAAGAAUUAUUUGCCUCUCGUUUUUUACACAGCUCAAUCUUUGAACAAGACUCCAAGCGACUGCAGCAUUUAGAGAGAAAAGAUGAAGAGUCUGACUUCAUUUCUGGUAGGUUCUAUGGGAGGCAGACAUCUGAUGGAGCAAACAGCACAACUGAUUUAAUUCAAGAGCCAGUUGUUCUGUUUCAUAGCAGAUUUAUGGAACUCACACGAAUGCAACAGAAAGAAAAAGAAAGGGACCAAAAGCCCAAAGAGACUGAGAAACAGGAAGAUCCAGAGACUCAACCCAAGACCCCAGAAUCUGCUUCUGAAAAUAAAGACUCAGAACUGAAAAGUUCUCCUAGUGUUGCUGUCCCAGCUAUAACUCCAGACUCAGCACCAUCAUCCCUAGAGAAGACCACCACCGAGACAACAGGGGAGGUGUCUCCAGCAGCAGAAGAUCAGGUUGUGGAGACUGGUUCCAUCUCAGAAGAAGCAAAGCCUGCACCUGAACUGGCCCCUGCCCCUGUGGAACAGCCAGAACAAGUCCACUUGCCCUCAGAAGUGGACACUAGUAAGGAUGCUGCUGUGACAUCCUUGGUGGCGGAAGAAAGCUCAUCGGUUGAUCAGGUGCCUUACCUGGAUGCCAAGCCUCCAACUCCUGGGGCCUCAUUUUCCCAGGUGGAGAUCAGUGUAGAUCCAGAACCUGAAAGUACCCUGCCACUUUGUAAACCAACCCCGAAGGCUGAGGAAGCCAGUGAGCCAAAGGCUGAAAAGCUGGACUCAACUGCUGAUGUUGAGCCAAAUCAAAAAGCGGAAGCUGUUCCUGAGGUCCAGCCUCAAGCUUCUGAAGAUUUUGAGGCAGAUCCUCCAGUUGCUGCAAAGGAGAAAAGGCCCAACAAAAGUAAGCGUUCCAAGACCCCAGUCCAGGCAGCUGCAGCAAGCGCUGUAGAGAAACCUGUCACAAGGAAGAGCGAGCGGAUAGACCGGGAAAAGCUCAAGAGAUCCAGUUCUCCUCGGGGAGAAGCACAGAAACUGCUAGAAUUGAAGAUGGAAGCAGAGAAAAUUACAAGGACUGCUUCUAAAACCUCUGCUGGAGAUCCUGAGCACCCUGAGCCAAGUUUGCCCGUCAGCCGGACCAGGCGCCGAAAUGUCAGGAGCGUGUACGCAACCAUGAGUGACCAUGAAAGCCGCUCUCCAGUCAAAGAACCUGUUGAGCAGCCACGACUGACCAGAAAAAGAUUGGAGCGAGAGCUUCAGGAGGCUGUGGCAGUUCCUGCGACCCCACGGAGGGGGCGGCCCCCCAAAACACGCCGUCGAGCUGAUGAAGAUGAGGAGACUGAGGUGAAAGAACCAGCUGAAACCCUUAAACCAGCCGAAGGAUGGCGAUCUCCUCGCUCUCAAAAACUAGUAGCUGCUAGUGGCCCACAAGGGAAGGGAAAAGGAAAAACUGAACCAAAACUUGAUGCCGAACGUCCUGAGGCUGCCACUGAGGUGGGUUCUCAAAUAAACAUGAAAGAAAAUAACACAAAACCCAGACCUGAUGAUGAAGCAGGAAGUGAACAGAAACAGGAUAGAAAAGAAGUUGGCACAGAUAAAAACCCACCUGAAACUCCCCCAAUUGAAGUGGUAGAGAAAAAAAUAGUCCCCGAAAAAACCUCCAAAUCAAAGAGGGGAAGGUCGCGAAACUCGAGGUCAGCAGUGGACAGAUCUGCAAACCUGAAGAAUGUGGAUGCUAACACAGGUGCCAGUGUGGCUGCUGGGCUGGCAGGAGAGUUGGACACAGGGGUUACACCAGUCUCCCCUGAGAAAAGCGAGAGUCCCCAGAAGGAGGGUAGCUCGGUGUCCCCAGUGAAAGGUGAUCCUGUUGAUACAGAUAAGGAACCAGAAAAGGAAAAUGUGACUGAUGCUAAGCUUAGCACAGAAGCAGUGCAGUUGGCCAAGCAGAUGGAGCUGGAACAGGCUGUGGAGAACAUUGCAAAGCUCACAGAAACCACAGCCUCCUCAGCCUACAAGGCUGCAGAUGCACCCAAGAGCCCCACCACAGAGGAUAGGGACAAGCCUGCUCAUCAGGCGAGUGAAACAGAACUUGCUGCAGCCAUUGGCUCCAUCAUCAAUGACUUUUCUGGGGAGCCAGAAAACUUCACAGCACCUCCCAUGUACCCUUCAGAAUCUCAAGCAGAUACCCAGCCCCAUCCUCAGGGGCUGCCACCUCCUGAGCAAGCAAUGGAGCCGGAGACAGAUGAGGCUGUGUCUGGCAUCUUGGAGACUGAAGCUGCUACAGAAUCUUCUGGACCACCCGCCAGUGCUCCUGACGCUUCUGUAGGCCCAGCAGACACCAAGGAAACCAGAGGAAGUGGCAGUGAACCCUCUGAUUCGGUGAAAGAAGCCAGAGGGUCCAAAGAAGCAGACGUUCCUCGGAAAGACAAGGGGCGCCAGAAGACAACCCGAUCACGCCGCAAACGGAAUACAAACAAGAAAGCAGGGGCCGUGGCAGAGCCCCAGGCUCCUGAUUGUGAUCAAAUUCAGAGCAAGAGUCCAGCUGCAAACGAGGAGCCUACGGUACCAACCCCAGAAACUCCACAGCAAGAAAAACCAAGUGAAAAGCCCCAUUCCACUCCUCCUGAAUCCUGUGCUUCUGACCUGAGCAAGACUCAACCCCAGGACAAUGUAUCCCAGGAGAGCAGUGUUGAAGAAAGGACACCAACCAAAGGGUGUGCACCUCUGGACCUCCCCUCCCCCUCACAACUGCCACUGGGGGAGGAUGACCACCAAGCCAGAUUUAAGGUACAUUCAAUUAUUGAAAGUGACCCUGUAACUCCACCCAGUGACUCCAGCAUUCCUACCCCCACAAUUCCUUCUGUGACUGUAGCCAAGCUCCCAGCCCCUGUCACCUCUGGUGGGAUCCCACAUCAGAGUUCUCCUCCUAAGGUGAGGCAGGAGGAGCCCCGGACUCCAUCCACACCGUCUCCAGCUCCUCCCCCAGACACAAAAGCGUCUGACAUAGAUACCAGCUCCAGCACGCUGAGGAAGAUCCUCAUGGACCCCAAAUACGUGUCGGCCACAGGUAUCACUUCCACAAGUGUCACCGCCUCUAUUGCAGAGCCUGUCAGCACCGCCCCCAGCCUACAUGAGGCAUCGCCCCCGCCAGUUGAACCUAAAAAGACUCUUUUCGAAGAAAAACCAGCAGCUCUAGUAGCCAGUACUUCAGACACACAAGCCGUAGAAGUCCCAGUAGCCACUGACAAAGAAAAGCCAGCUCCAGUGAUUGCUCCCAAGAUUACAUCUGUCAUUAGCCGGAUGCCUGUCAGCAUUGAUCUGGAAAAUUCACAGAAGAUAACUCUGGCAAAACCUGCUCCUCAAACCCUGACCGGCCUGGUGAGUGCCCUGACGGGCCUGGUGAAUGUCUCACUGGUCCCAGUGAAUGCCCUCACUGGCCCGGUCAGUGCUCUGAAAGGGCCUGUGAAGGGUUCAGUGACCACCCUGAAGGGCCUGGUGAACACUCCUGCUGGUCCUGUGAAUGUCCUCAAGGGGCCAGUGAAUGUUCUCACCGCUCCCGUGAGUGUACUCACGGCUCCAGUGAGCGCCACGUCAGGGGCAGCGAAUGCCACCACGGGCACCAUGAACGCCGCCACAGGGGCAGUGACUGCAGCAUCUGGCACUGUGACUGCCACAACAGGUGCAGUGGGCAUGGCAGCAGGGGCGGUGAUUGCACCGUCGGCAAAAUGCAAGCAGAGAUCAAGCACUAAUGAAAACAGCCGUUUUCACCCAGGCUCAAUGUCUGUAAUCGAUGAUCGUCCGGCUGACGCAGGCUCUGGUGCUGGGCUACGUGUGAACACCUCAGAGGGAGUUGUACUUCUGAGCUAUUCAGGCCAGAAGACUGAAGGCCCACAACGGAUCAGUGCCAAGAUUAGUCAGAUUCCCCCAGCGAGUGCGAUGGACAUUGAAUUUCAACAGUCUGUGUCCAAGUCGCAGGUGAAACCUGAUUCUGUCACACCGUCUCAGGCUCCGCCCAAGGGCCCUCAAGCACCUUCAGGCUUUGCGAAUGUGGCCACCCACUCUACUCUGGUCCUGACGGCCCAAACUUACAACGCAUCUCCUGUGAUUUCAUCCGUUAAGGCCGAUCGGCCAUCCUUGGAGAAGCCUGAGCCCAUUCACCUCUCAGUGUCUACACCUGUCACUCAAGGUGGCACAGUGAAGGUGCUUACCCAGGGCAUAAACACACCCCCAGUGCUGGUUCACAACCAGCUGGUCCUCACGCCCAGCAUAGUCACCACUAAUAAAAAGCUUGCUGACCCUGUGACCCUAAAAAUAGAGACAAAGGUCCUUCAGCCGGCUAGCCUGGGGUCCACACUCACUCCCCAUCACCCUCCUGCUCUGCCCAGCAAACUGCCUGCAGACGUGAACCACAUAAACUCAGGGCCCAGUACCCCAACAGACCGAACGGUCUCCCAUCUGGCAGUCACAAAGUCUGACGCACAUCCUCCUCGACCAAGUGGGCCUACUUCAUCCCCGUUCCCCAGGGCUUGUCACCCCAGCAGUACCACGUCCACCGCCCUCUCCACCAAUGCUACCGUCAUGCUGGCAGCGGGCAUCCCUGUGCCGCAGUUCAUCUCCAGCAUACACCCUGAGCAGUCUGUCAUCAUGCCUCCCCACAGCAUCACCCAGACUGUGUCCCUUAGCCACCUGUCACAGGGUGAGGUGAGAAUGAACACGCCCACUCUGCCCAGCAUCACCUACAGCAUUCGGCCAGAGACGCUCCACUCUCCCCGGGCGCCCCUGCAGCCCCAGCAGAUAGAGGUCAGGGCCCCACAGCGAGCGGGCACACCCCAGCCAGCCCCUGCAACUGUGCCAGCUCUGGCCUCGCAACACCCCCCCGAGGAGGAAGUGCACUAUCACCUCCCUGUUGCUCGUGCUGCGGCGCCAGUGCAAUCAGAGGUUCUGGUCAUGCAGUCUGAGUACCGGCUGCACCCGUACACGGUACCCCGCGACGUAAGGAUCAUGGUGCAUCCACAUGUGACGGCGGUCAGCGAGCAGCCCAGGGCUGCAGAGGGUGUAGGGAAGGUGCCACCAGCCAGCAAGGGCACUCAACAGCCAGGGAAGGAAGCUGCCAAGACAACCGAUGCCAAAGCAGCCCCUGCCCCCCACAGCGAAGCCCGCAUCCUCACAGUCACCCCCAGCAACCAGCUCCAAGGGCUGCCGCUGAGCCCUCCUGUGGUGGUGACCCAUGGGGUGCAGAUUGUGCACUCCAGUGGGGAGCUGUUCCAGGAGUACCGGUACGGUGACAUCCGGGCCUACCAUACGCCUGCUCAGCUCGCUCACACUCAGUUUCCUGCUGCCUCCACUAUCGGCCCACCUACCCGGACCAAGACCCCUGCUCAGGGUCCUCCACCUGAUGGAGAGCCCUUGCAGCCCACUCAGCCCACCCCAUCGUCCACACAGCCUCCUCAGCCUGCCCCAGCCACACCAUCUGCCCAGCCCGUGCAGCCACUGAGCAGCAAAAUGCCUCAGGUCUCCCAGGAAGCAAAGGGGACCCAGACAGGAGUUGUUGAGCAGCCUCGUCUCCCAACUGUACCAGCAAACAGGCCACCCGAACCUCUUGCCCAGGUUCAGAGGACGCCCCCAAUGGAAGCAGUCCAGACAUCCCACCCUUCUCCAGUGUCUGUCUCCAUGAAGCCUGACCUUCCAGCCCCGCCCCCUGCUCAGGCUGCUCCAAAGCAGCCACUGUUUGUCCCUACGACCUCUGGCCCCAGUACCCCACCAGGACUGGCUCUGCCACAUCCAGAAGCCCAGCCCACCCCCACACAAGAUUCCUCUCCACACCUGACUUCCCAGAGACCUGUGGACAUGGUCCAGCUUCUCAAGAAAUACCCCAUCGUGUGGCAGGGCCUUUUGGCUCUCAAAAACGACACAGCUGCUGUGCAGCUCCACUUUGUCUCUGGCAACAAUGUCCUGGCCCAUCGCUCACUCCCUCUCUCGGAAGGGGGACCCCCCCUGAGGAUUGCCCAGAGGAUGCGGCUAGAGGCCUCUCAACUGGAAGGGGUUGCCCGGAGGAUGACGGUGGAGACAGAUUACUGCCUGCUGCUGGCUCUGCCCUGUGGCCGUGACCAAGAGGAUGUUGUGGACCAGACCGAGUCCCUGAAGGCCGCCUUCAUCACCUACCUGCAGGCCAAGCAGGCGGCGGGGAUCAUCAACGUCCCUAACCCUGGCUCUAACCAGCCCGCCUAUGUGCUGCAGAUCUUCCCGCCCUGUGAGUUCUCUGAGAGUCACCUGUCUCGUCUGGCCCCUGACCUCCUUGCCAGCAUCUCCAACAUUUCUCCUCACCUCAUGAUUGUCAUUGCUUCCGUCGUGUGA